UGUGAAAAUAUCCAAAUAAUUUCACUUUCUAAAAUUGUUCUCUUGUUGAGAUAUUCAUAUAAACAUAAAGAUUCUCAAAGCUUACAAUGAGAGUUAUUACAUUGUUACUCAGAUAUUGUGUAUUUAAAUAUACUAUGUCUGAACGAUGAUAUAAUGACUGUCAUUGUUCUACUUUGAGCGUCUUUGUUGUUGCUUGAAUACCUUAACAAGAGAACCAUUUUUGAAAAUAAAAUUAUAGAGAUUUUUCGUAUCUCACUUGAGAUUACAUACAAGUAAAGUUUUAUCAAAAUUUGUAAUAUCAAUCAAAUAAACUUGUUUAUGGGUGUCGUGCAAUUACCUCUAAGGAUUAAAGAAAGGUGCAAAUUGAGAAUAGAAUAUUCGAGUUCUUGCUCAAAUUUUUCUGAUAAGAAAUUUAUUACAUUGUUUAUAGUGACUGAAAAAAGUGUGAAUGAUUGAGUGUGAAAUUAGCUAUUGGAUCUAUUUUAAAUGGAUUUACACAAUUGGUGAGUCUCAAUGCAUUGCCCAUUGAAGAGAAGUUAACGAGUUGUUCUUAAAAAUCCAGAAUGAGUGGAUGCUCAUCUAUAACUUUCUAUGCUACUAUUUACAACAUGUUGUUAACGGCGUAUGAAUUGCUUUGCUAUGGUGAAUCAUGUAAAUAUUUAAAUAGUAGAAGGUUGAUUUUUCAAUAUCUAUGGCAAGUAGAAGGAGAUCGAAUGGUUGUGACGAUCGAACAGGUGUACUAAUGAUUACUAUUCAUUUUUCGAACUCGCAGGAGUCAAACGGUAAGAAUCCUAUGCUGAUAUACAACGUCAUUAUUUUGAAAUCAUGUUCAUUUUUCUCUUACAACAUAAUGUAAGUUUUUAUUUUAGAGUAUGAAAUCAUCGUAUUAUUUAGAUAUUUUGCGUGGACGAUCUCAACAAUUACCUGAUGUUCGAUCAAAAAUUGUACGAGUUUUUGUUAGUUCAACGUUUUCAGAUACAUUAACUGAACGAGAUUCUUUAAUUGAAAAUAUAUUUCCUAAACUUAAAGAUUAUUGUCGUGAAAAAUAUGGAUUAGAAUUUCAGUAUGCUGAUAUGCGAUGGGGAAUUCAAACUGAAUCAGCUAAUAAUCAUGGAGAAGUUACAACAUGUAUAAAAGAAAUUGAAUUAUGUAAAAAAUAUUCUGUUGCUACUAAUUUUGUGGUAUUACUUAGUCAUCGUUAUGGUUCACGACCAAUUCCAGCUCAGAUUCGUGCAUCAUUAUUUGAUUUAUUAAAAGAAACUGUUCUAAAUGAACAAAAUGAAAAUCAUGAUGCUGAACUAUUAACACAAUGGUAUCGACUGGAUACGAAUUGUAUGCCACCUGCAUAUGUUUUACAGAAUAUUUCAUCAAUUAUACCACAUUUUAUAUCAAAAAAUACAGAUGAAGUAAAACAGGCAGAUAAAGAAUGGAAAGAUAUAAAUAAUCGUAUAAGACUAUGCCUUCGACAAGCAGCAGAAACAUGUCUUCAACGAGGACAAAUCACAGAACCUGAUUAUGAUAAUUUUUUUAUAUCGGCAAAAGAUGCUAAUGAACGUACUUUAUGUUUUUUACGUGAAAUUGUUGAUAUUCAAAAUCAUUUAUCAGAUGAAAAGGUACGAAAAUAUAUCGAUAUAUCAUCAGAAACAGUUAUUGAUCAAGAAGCUGAAAAAUUACUCGAUCGAUUAAAAAAUGUUCGUAUUCCAGCUGUAUUAAAAUCUCAAAACAUAUUCAAAUAUAAACUUCAUUGGUCAUCAAAUGGAAUUAACCGACAAGAACAUUCUCAAUAUAUAGAAGAAUUUAAUAAUGAUUUUUAUACAGCAAUGAAAGAACAAAUAGAUCGAUGUGUUCAAUCACGUUAUACAAUUGGUUCUGAUAGUUUACAACAUGAAGUAUUAGAACAUGCUAUACAAUGUAAAACAUAUGUUGCUAAAUUUCAUGGAAGAAUUGAUGUCUUAUCUAAAUUGGAAAAAUUUGUGAAAAAUAAUAUUGAAUAUCGACCAUGUGUUGUUUAUGGUGAAUCUGGUUGUGGAAAGACAAGUGUAAUAGCUAAAACGGCAACAGAGAUAUUUAAAUGGUGGCCUAAUCGAUCUGUUUCGGUUAUUUUACGUUUUCUUGGAACUACACCAGUUUCUUCAACUAUUUAUAAAACUUUACUUUCUAUAUCUGGACAAAUUUCUGAAUUAUAUAAUAUACCAAUGACGGCCUAUCCAACUGUGAAUCAACUUCGUGAUCAACUUGAAUUAAAUCUUCUCUCUCAAAUACGUGAUAAUGAAUAUCUUCUUAUAUUACUUGAUUCAAUCGAUCAAUUACAUAGUGAUGCAUAUGAUUGUAAAUGGUUACCAAUAGAAUUUCCAUUCAAUGUUAAAUGUAUUGUAUCAACAUUGCCUGAUCAUGGAAAUAUUUUAGAAAAUUUAAAACAUAUUUUAAUUGAAAAUGAAAAUUUAUUUAUACAUGUUCCACCAUUUGAACCAUCAACAGUUGAAAUAGUUUAUAAUGAUUGGCUUGAAAUGAAACAGCGUUCAUUAAGUACAGAACAACGUUUAUUUAUAAAUAAUUUAAUGAAUAAAAAACAUAAUAUUCUUCCAUUAUUUAUGAAACUUAUGUUUGAUAU
Molecule: messenger RNA, 2611 nt
Organism: Rotaria sp. Silwood1
Lineage: Eukaryota; Metazoa; Rotifera; Eurotatoria; Philodinida; Philodinidae
Source: the annotation of a GenBank genome assembly